GGGCUGCGCGGCCCCGCGGCCGAGGGCGCGGCCCCCCCGGCGGCCCCACCGCCAGCGGCGCUCCGGGGGGACCGGACGCCUCAGCGGGGAGCGCUCAACCCAGCAGAGCCCAGCAUAGAGCAGUCCUGGCUGUCUGAGAAGCUCUUGGUGCAGGCAAUGGAAGAAUGCCAGCUCGCAGCAACUGAGGAUCUGGUUCCUCUUUUGUUCUCAUCUAUUUGUGUAUGGACCAUGCUGAAACCUGCCAGCAAUAGGCAGAAACCAGUGGAGUUCUUAUGAAGAAAAAUCAUCAGUGAUGCUGCUACAGGACAGGUCUCACAUGAGGGUCCUUCAUAUGAAGGGCAGCUCUCUACUUCUGUAGCUGAUGAGUGAGGACAACAGCUCAGUAGAAGGAACUACCAAGAGCUGUCAGGAUGAGUUACAGCUCACCCCUUGUGCAUGACUUGUAUCACAGCACCACCACCACAGCCAAGCCAGACCCAGGGGCAGGUCUGGAUGUGACUGUACCAGAAACAGCUACCACAAGCCCUGAGACUACCAGUUUCAACAGUACCAAAAUCCCAGAUGUGGCCAGCACUGGACCUGGCAUGAGCACAAUGCUGCUGUCCUUUGGGAUCAUUACUGUGAUUGGGUUGGCUGUAGCUAUGGUGCUGUAUAUCAGGAAGAGGAAGAGGUUGGAGAAGCUACGGCACCAGCUUAUGCCCAUGUACAACUUUGAUCCCACUGAGGAACAGGAUGAGCUGGAGCAGGAGCUGCUGGAACAUGGGCGAGAUGCAGCAUCUUCCCAGGCAUCACAGAGCAAGAUCCUGCUGACAAGUCAAGGAGCCCUCCAGAGACCCAGCCGCCUCGUCUUCACAGACGUUGCCAAUGCCAUCAAUGCCUGAGCAGUUCCUGUCCCUGUCCCUGUCCCUGCUCCGGGAUCGCACCCAGACCGGGGAGGACGAAGCCAACAAAGCAGCGACUUCCCUCAAGCAUGGCCAACCCACAGAGCCCAGCUGCUCACCCCCUUGGUUUGUGGCACAAGCACUGGGAACUGUUGUCACUUUGGGAAACAAACCCUUUGUGAUGGCAGUGGUGAUUUUGGGGGGCAUCUCUUACCACUAAGUGGUCCUGAGCUCCAGUGUCUGGGCUGGUUCUGACUGACAGCGUCAAUCAACUGCGUGGAGCAGUGCCUGCUUUGCUGUAGAUGAACUUGUCAGAGCACACGUGCACACUCUGUGGGACAGGGAGGGAGGAGAGGUGAGUGUUUCAGAGAUCUUCCCCAUUGGCUUUGUGCCACCAGACCCCAAGGAAAGCAAUGAGACACCACCUCUGCACAGGGACCACACCUUUGGCAGAUACCAGAGGGGUGACUGGGGGCAAAGCCCCUUUGAGCAAGGAGAGCUGACUCCCCUAACUGAGGGGUAACCUGGGGCACACCAGGGAACACCUGUACCAUGGGUUUAUCCCCCCUGUGGCAUGUGGGCUGCUGAUAAAUGUGCAUAUGGGGUGAUGCUGAAGCACAGGGAAUACAAAAGUGAAAUAAUGAACAUUUAGAUGAUUACAUCUUAACUGAGGAAGUGGCUGAAUAUCCCAAAUUAGGGCUGCUGCAUAGACAGAAUUCACACAACUAGAGGCAGGGAGUGUCAAUGUCAGGACUCCCUGCCACUGAGCUAGGAAUAAUUGGGCCACAGAUAAGAGUAGAGUAGAACUGGGGUUCAGAUACCAUGUAUAUCCCCCUCCUGCUUUGGCUCAGGGAAGUUUCUACAUUGCAGAGUAUUAUUCAGGAAAAAAAAAUUAAGCCCUGAAGUACUUUAUUUUAAAUAUGGAAAAACAUGUAUUGGCUCAACAUUACAACAGCCCCAUGUCUGCCCCCAGAGGUGACUGAGCAGCUGGUUCAUACUACCUUACCUGCCAGGACCUGCAGGCAGAGCCUUCCUUUGUUCCUGCUGGAGAAAAUACAGAGCUUUGUGUUAGCCUCUGCACCUGCCAAUGCAGAAGGUGGGGACAGUUAGGCCAGGAUUUUCCCUCUAACCCUGAAGCAUCUCUCUGCCUCUGCAUCCUUCAGGGCUGCAGGAGUGAGAGAGUGUGAAGGAGUCUCUGGCCACCUUGGCAUGCUGCAGCCUGGGGACUGUCCUCUUCGGGGCCUUUUGGAGGCCACCAGCCCUCAGUGCUGCAGGCCAGGGAGCAGCAGUAGAGCCUGCACGUGAACAUCAGUGCCCAGCCAUGCUCUCAUUUUUUGGAGUACAUGCAUUUUAUCAGUCAGAUCAUAUUCCAACCUCAGCCCCAGUCAAAUGGGAGUCAGGGAAAGCCAAAAUUUGCAUGCAGAUCCUAAGGCAGGCUUUAUGAAAGGAGAUGUUUAACUGGGUGGCAGUUCAGGUAUCAUGUGUUUUGUUGCAAGUUAGGACCUGCCAGGUUUUUUCUUCCCCACUGUUAUUUUUCCCUCUGGUAUUCAUUAAGUGCAGACUCUUUCCUGGGCAUGUGCCACUGACCCCUGCAGUGCACAGUUCCUUAUCAGCCCUCCUUCCUUCCCUGGCACAGCUUCAUUCAUGGCAGUUUUGUGGGCUAAGUUGCUUUAAUUUUUCCAUCCCUCUUUAUUUCUAAAACCAGGGAGUUCUGGGAAUGUAUUAGGGCUAGGAGAGCCAUCACCAUGUAAAACAGCCUAUCCUUCAUACCCAAGAGAUCUGUCAGGAGGCACUCCCAGCCUGCUGUCUGCACUCCAGGGAUGCUCUUGGAAGGAGAGCACACAGGUACAAAUACUGCAGUAUGUCUUAAAUCCUUAGAAUUUGGACAUUAUCUGUGGGUAUUCCCAGAGGUUAUGCUUAUGGGACCAGCUAAGAAGCAAAUACAUCACCCCCCCACCACAUGCACACUUACCAUCCCCUCCAAGUGCUCACUGAGGGCAGGCAGGCACAGAGACAUCAGAUUUCUCCCUUUCAGCAGCUGGCACGUCACUGCCUGUCACACUCCCGAGCUCUGCAGCAGGACAGGGAUGCAGGCAGCACCAGGGGUGCAUGGCUGUCCUAAAUUGCAACAUUACCACUAGAGCUCCUAACAUUUGGACUUGAUUUGUUGUUUUAAACUCAAUAAAAGGCAAGCGUGAACUGAGCUGUUUCCUGAAACCAACAGCCUACUUUGUGCUCCUUACCCAACUCUGUGCUGCACGAGCAGUGCAUCUGUCAGCUCAGGUGCAAAAUCCUGUACCUUUUUCCAUGUUAAUGCUGAGAUCUAUCUUGUAUAACAAACACACCUGCAGAGGAAUUCUCUUUAACCAUUCUUCCUGCAACGAUAGGCUUUGUCCUGUGAUGACUGCCCUUAGAUUAACAAAGUACAGAUAAUAAGACUAAAAGAAUAUUAUGGGCAUUUGCUGGGCUUGCACUGGAGUAUUCUUUUAGUUCAAUAGCACCUCCUCUCACAGUUCUUGGAAGUGUAUGUACAAUAUAGCAGAGGCAUUAUGAUGUAAAUUAAUUCAAGUGUUUCUGUGUUUUAAGCAUUGAAAUAUAAUUAAACUAUUUACAUGAAA
Calypte anna (Anna's hummingbird) is the source of this 3499-nucleotide messenger RNA. It is a transcript of the gene C12H3orf18, whose product is annotated as chromosome 12 C3orf18 homolog. The coding region runs from base 411 to 881 and encodes 156 amino acids. NCBI's taxonomy places the organism in Eukaryota, Metazoa, Chordata, Aves, Apodiformes, Trochilidae. The record is from RefSeq and is a predicted model, not a curated record. The transcript has 6 exons.